AUGGCAGGCGGAGUCCCCAUUGCAGCACCAACCCUGGCAUCAGGCUUCCUUCGAGGAAAGGACUUGAUCUUCCCUCUCUCCCUCGUCAUCUCCCUCUUCUUCCUCUGGGGUUUCUCAUACGGUCUUCUCGAUGUCCUCAACAAGCACUUCCAAACCGUCCUCGACAUUACCAAGCUUCAAUCUACCGGUCUUCAAGUCGUCUACUUCGGUGGCGGUUACUUGCUCUUCUCGCCUGUUGCUGCCGAAGUCAUGAAGCGAAAGGGUUAUAAGGUUACCAUUCUCAUGGGACUUUCACUCUACUCCUUGGGCGCAAUCUUUUUCUGGCCGACUGCACACUUCUCCACCUAUGAGCACCGCAUUGCCUCUUUCGGUGGUUUCUGCGCCUGUACUUUGGUCAUUGCCUGUGGUCUCGCUACCCUUGAGACUGCUGCCAACUCAUAUGCUGUCGUUAUCGGUGACCCAGCCAGUGCUUCAGCCCGUCUUCAAUUCUGCCAGUCAUGGAACGGUGUUGCCUCAUUCAUCGGUCCCUUGAUCGCAUCCAAAUUCUUCUUCUCCGGCAAGAACGCGAACAACUUGGUCAACGUCCAAUUCGUCUACUUGGCUGUCGCCUGUGCCGGUGUAGCCAUUGCCGUUCUCUUCCUCGUUGCCAAGCUCCCCGAAGUAUCAGAGGAAAUGCUCAACUCCUCCACCGUCGAGAACUACGCCACCGACGAGUUCGGACAAGAGAUCGGACAAGGACCCAUCUACAAGCAAUACAACAUGAUCUUCGGUUUCAUCGCUCAAUUCUGCUACGUCGGAGCUCAAGUCACUAUCGCUUCUUUCUUCAUCAACUACGCUACCGAGAACGCCACUUUCACCUCUGCUCAAGCCUCUAACCUUCUCUCAUACGCCCUCAUCACUUUCACCGUCGGUCGAUUCGUCGCUACUGCUUUGGCAACCGUCUUCCAGGCCGAUUUCCUCCUGAUGAUCUACGCCGCUAUUGCCAUUGCUCUCAACGCCGUGAUCUGCGCCGCCCACGGCAACGCAGCAGUCGGUGUCCUGAUCGCCAUCUUCUUCCUCGAAGCUCCCAUGUACCCAACUCUAUUCACUCUCGGUACCGCCAACUUGGGCCGCCACACCCGCCGUGGCGCUGGUAUCCUAGUCAUGGGCGUCAGCGGCGGUGCAGUCUUCCCUCCCAUCCAGGGCGCUAUCGCCGAUUCCGCAGGAACGAGAAUCUCGUAUGUGGUCCCAUUGGUCGGUUUCGUGUAUGUCUUGGGAUACGUGACUGCUCACUGGCUCCGCACUGGACGUCACAUCAUGAGAGUCAAGGAUAUUGUGGCGGCUGGUACUGCUGGGGGUGCUUUGGGAGGUGUGGUUGAGACGGUUCAUUAUGAUGGGGAUAAGGAUCUUAAGGUUGAGGAGGCGGAGCUUUCGAGAUCUUCUUAG
This is a messenger RNA of Mollisia scopiformis, 1425 nucleotides long. Its product is annotated as L-fucose:H+ symporter permease-like protein. Gene Ontology annotation, biological process: transmembrane transport. Gene Ontology annotation, molecular function: transmembrane transporter activity. NCBI's taxonomy places the organism in Eukaryota, Fungi, Ascomycota, Leotiomycetes, Helotiales, Mollisiaceae. The record is from RefSeq and is a predicted model, not a curated record. The coding region runs from base 1 to 1425 and encodes 474 amino acids. The transcript is spliced from 2 exons.